This is a messenger RNA of Danio rerio (zebrafish), 1978 nucleotides long. The record is from RefSeq and is a predicted model, not a curated record. Lineage: Eukaryota; Metazoa; Chordata; Actinopteri; Cypriniformes; Danionidae.
ACCAAUCAAAAAUAAGGAUACUAGCAUGUGGAACCGCUACCCAGAAGAGCCCAGUUGCUACAGCAUCGUCCUUAGUGUCUCGCCAGGCAAAAAAGAUGGAGGAAAUUGAAGAAUCUCCUCCUACUUCUGAAGAGCUGGUGCCCUGCAAAAUAUGUGGAAGGAGUUUCUUUCCGAAGGUUCUGAAAAAACAUGUGCCGAUCUGCCAGAAGACAGCGGCCAAGAGGAGGAAGGUGUUUGAUUCUGGCAGGCAAAGAGCAGAGGGGACCGAAAUUUCUACAGUCAAACCCAUAAAACCAAAGCCUGAGCCACCCAAGAAGCAGUCCAACUGGCGCCGAAAGCACGAAGAAUUCAUCGCCACUAUUCGUGCUGCCAAAUCCAUAAACCAAGUGAUAAAAGAUGGCGGACCCCUCCCUCCACCCCCUCCUCCAUCGUAUGAUCCAGAUUAUAUCCAAUGUCCCUAUUGCCAGCGGCGCUUUGGUGAGAAUGCAGCAGAUCGACACAUCAAGUUCUGCAAGGAACAAGCAUCCAGAAUCUCCAAUAAGAGCAAGCUUGCUGGAGGUGAUAAAACUAAACCUCCAGCCAGAACUCAGUACAAACCUCCUGCACCAAAGAAGGCAAACUCUCCCACUACUUCCAGCGUGUCUUCUCGUCUACCUCAGCGCUCAGCUUAUGGCCAGGGUGCUGGCACAGGAAUUCCUAGCAGCAAACCCUCAUCCACAGGCUCAAUAAAGAGCACACCAACAGGAUACUCUCCGUUACGAAACAACUCAUCCGGCUUGACCAGCCCUCCCUCUGAGGGGAACAUGAAACCCAAGGGUAUGGUUUCACAAAGCUCACUGAGAAAUCCUUCUACUGGUAUAGGAAUGAACAAGAAGAAGAUCCAGAAUGCAGAUAACUGUAUUUCAAGGAAUGAUAUGAAAAACGAAAACGACUUCAAUUACUCCACAACAGGCACCAAGUUUUGCCAUGAGUGUGGGACCAAGUACCCAGUGGAGUCGGCCAAGUUCUGCUGUGAGUGUGGGGUAAAACGAAUGUACAUUUAAUAUGUAUGAACACAAAUUGUACAAAUAUAUAAAAAGACUGACUCACUGUAGCUCAAAAACUGAGCUUUCCUUCAAAUACACUAGUGUACUUGGCGAAUCCAUGUGCUGUACAAAUAUCUCCUAUCCCAAGUAAAUCUGAUUCCAACCUUUUGCUUAGUUUUGUUUUUAUAUGGAAAAGAAGUGCAAUAUUAUUGGUUACUGCUACAAAAGGAGUAUUAUCAAUCUUAUAUUUACACACAAAAAAAGAAAGUUUAAAUGAACUUUUAUCAAUAUAGGCCUUAAAACGGGACCAUAUCACGCCGUUCUGAUGUUAACAGGGCAGUAUAUCGGUGUAGUUUGCUGUGUGAGGGAAUUUAAGUGCUAUGGUUUAUUAUUUAAUUCAAUUUGUUAGGGUAAAUGUUUAGUAUGACUAAUGCAUUGACAACGGUUCUUUUUGCUGAGCAAUUCACUUUUUGUAUUUUACAUUUGUUUUUAUAUGUUCUUGAUUGUGUUUUUAACAGUAUUCCAGAUGAACAUGUCCUGUAGAAGUCCUCAUUGUAUAUUUAUUAAACGCGCAGUCAUCACAUCCCAAGUCCAGCAUAUUUACACAUUCAAAACAUAAAGGCGACUCGAAAUGUCAUUUUACAUCCUUCAAAAGCAGACAAGCUUAUGGGAAAAGUAGCUUUACAAUGGUAUUUUAUUGCUUCAGAGCCUUAUCACUGCUGUCCACAGGGGAGAGGUAAAGAUCCAUGCUGGUCUCGAGCUUAAUAUGAAUUUCAAGCAUCACCCUGUACCUUGUAAUGCUUGUACUUCUGCUGCUGCUCUGACAGCGUACGUUAUAUCUUAUGAAUACCUGCUUAAUGAAUUACGACACAAAUGUUGCCAUUAAGAAAAAAAAGAAUGGUCAAAAUGGCUCCUGAAUUGAUCCUACAUAAAUAAAGGGGUUUAAAUGCUCA